Molecule: messenger RNA, 2051 nt
Organism: Ostrea edulis (European flat oyster)
Lineage: Eukaryota; Metazoa; Mollusca; Bivalvia; Ostreida; Ostreidae
Exons: 11
Coding region: 137-1024 (295 amino acids)
Biological process (GO): lipid metabolic process
Molecular function (GO): oxidoreductase activity, acting on the CH-CH group of donors
Source: RefSeq, a predicted model, not a curated record
GGUUACGAAACAUUUUAGGAACGAAAUUACCCAAUAUGAAAGUGAAAGUACGCUUUCAGUAUGUGUUGUCGCUGAUGGGCGUUUGAUUACUUUUAAUGUUGUGGAGAGAGCCAGGAGAAAGUCACCGAGACAAAGAAUGUCUCUACAGCUACAUCCAUAUUCGCUGUAUAGCUCGGACACGACCCGGUUUUGGGUCCACUACGGACUGGUCAUUCUUGGUGCUGUCUUAGCAGUAGUUACCGCAGUGGCACAGUGGGUCGAUCCAGCUCCAUACGGAAAACAUGAGAGAAGGGAUGGGAACUGGGGUCCCAAGAUUCCGCAGAGACUUGGACAUAUCCUAUCAGACGCUGUUCCCGGCGUGGUGCUAUUUACACUGGUUUUCAUAUUUUAUGGAAUACAGAACAAAACCUAUGUGAACUAUGUGUUCCUGGCCAUGUUUCUGUCACACUAUAUACACAGAGGUAUAAUACACCCUAUUAUAAUGAGAUACAGAAGUUCUAAAGUGGCUUUAGGGAUAACGCUGGGAGGAUUUUUUCCAAAUUGUCUUUAUCAUUUUAUCAAUGCUGACUUUAUAGGAUCAGCAGAAUUUUACACAAAUUAUUACUAUGACCCUCGUUUUUUGGUUGGUAUUAUAAUGUUCUGUGCUGGGUACAUCAUCAACAGAUGGGCGGAUCUAAAAUUACGAUCGUUACGGGAAACUAAAGAUGAACAAAGUAAGCGGGCCGCGAGCUACGGUUCUCUAAGUACAAAUAAAGAAGAGCAUAGUAACGAACCACCAGGAUGCACGGGGUACUAUAUACCAUAUGGAGGCCUGUUUGAACUAGUGACAUGUCCGAACUACUUUGGAGAACUCCUAGAAUGGACGGGGUGGACAAUCGCCACGUGGUCUGCAGCUGGCCUGGUAUGGACACUGUUUGCAGCGGCGACUUUUUUCCCGAGAGCACGGCAUAAUCACGCCUGGUACAAAUCACAGUUCGAGUCCUAUCCACCAAACCGGAAAUCCCUCAUCCCGUUCAUUUUUUAGUCGUAUCGGGUCAUGUUUAUAAUUUGGCAUCUUAUGCAUAUCAAUUUCUCUGUGAACAAUGUUCAAUUGCUUCAUUUUGUGCAACAUGUAUGUAAUCGUAGUUAUGUAUAUGUCACCAGUGUUGUCCCUUGGCAUCUUAAUUUUUGUUGAAUUUCCAAGAACCAAAUACAUGUAUAUUCAAAUUGUAUUAUUCUUUUGUCGAGUGCAAUCCAACUUCAAGGACCUUUCUACGUGUAACAUAUUAAUUGUGUUAAUAUUUCAAGAUGAGAAAUCCGCAAUCCAUGAAUUGGAACUCUAUUUUAUUUAAUAUUAGUGUAAUUCAUACGGGUAUUGUCGAUGAAUUUAAUCAUUCAUAUUAUUGACACAUAUAAAUUAUAUAUGAAAAAGUAAUUUAAAAGCACUCUUUUUAAAUUCUCAUAAAGUUGAUUUCUUUUUUACUAGAAGCUCAUCAUUGUUUUGAAUGAACUUUAACAUUUUUACAUAUCCUGAUAGAUUUAUUGCUUUUCUGCGUCAAUUUUGUCUACAUAUUGUAUCAAACGAUUCAUUUGUAAUAUCAAUUUAUUUAUAUGAUGAAAAAACAUGAGAUAUUGUAUCAAACGAUUCAUUUGUAAUAUCAAUUUAUUUUUACGAAUAAAACACACGAGAUAUUUUACAUUUAUCUAUUGACUAAUUUAAAGUCCAUGUUUGCCCAACACUUUAUUUUGUAUUGCUUAUAGGAGUUGUGAGAUUGAUUACUGUUCGUUAUCUUCACCUUUCACAUAAUACUUGUAAUUAUCAAUUUAUUUGCAUAAUACAAUACAUGUUUACUAAUAAUUAUUAUUGAUUGUACGUGUUAUAGUCGACUUCUUCAUAUCAAUACCUGUAAUUAUUGAAUGAUUGACAUACUACAAUACAUGUUGUAUUGGAUGAUUUGCAUUUAUAUUACAUUAUAUUUAUUGGCAGAUUGACAUCAAUAUCAUACAUGUAAUUAUUGAGUGAUUGUCAUUUGAAAUAUAAUACAUGUGAUUAUAAACUUAUUCGACAGAUC